Magnolia sinica is the source of this 2304-nucleotide messenger RNA. RefSeq names its product probable methyltransferase PMT16. Gene Ontology annotation, cellular component: cytoplasm; endosome; trans-Golgi network. Bases 319 to 2217 code for a protein of 632 amino acids. The transcript has 6 exons. Gene Ontology annotation, molecular function: methyltransferase activity. Lineage: Eukaryota; Viridiplantae; Streptophyta; Magnoliopsida; Magnoliales; Magnoliaceae. The record is from RefSeq and is a predicted model, not a curated record.
UUCUAUCGAGUACGAAAAUGGAAACAGCACCACCCAAAUCCCACCUAUUUGAAGCUUACCUUCAGAAUCCUAAUUAAGGCAUUCGGCGACCCCAGCUUAAAAUAUUCCUACUCAUCCCCCUCACAAGAAAAAACCCAAUCCAAUCCCACCAUCAUCCAACGACCCCAUCCAUCCAUCUAUACAUACAUAUAUGAUAUAUACAUGGCUUCCUGUUUUUGAUCGAGUCCAACCUUCCAUCAUCUAUCCUUCAUGACCUUCUUCCCAUCCUCCUACAAAAACCUUUAAAAUCCUCUUUAAUCCCCCAAAGAAGAAGUGGCCAUGGCUAGCGCGCAUACACCCUACUCCAGUGUAUGUAAGCUCUACUUCCCUUACUGGAAGAGAAUAAGCCUCCUUCCCAUCGCUCUCCUCACCGUUCUCUGCUCCUUAUCCUAUCUCCUCGGCGUAUGGCAGCACGGCUCCUUCACACCCACUUCCACUCUCCUCGCCGUAACCCCCUGCCCUCCGGCGAGAAUCCACCCCGCCGCCGCGCUUGACUUCUCAACCCACCACUCCGCCGACGACACUGACGUGCCGCCCGCGGAGGUCGCGCGGCACUACCCCCCGUGCGACGCGCGGUACAGCGAGUAUACGCCGUGUGAGGACAGGGACCGGUCGCUAAAAUACGCCAGGGAGAGGUUGGUGUACAGAGAGCGACACUGCCCUGCGAAGAGAGAACUGCUGAAGUGUCUGGUGCCGGCUCCGUUCGGGUACCGGAACCCGUUUGCGUGGCCCGAGAGCAGGGAGCUGGCGUGGUUCGCAAACGUGCCGCACAAGGAACUGACGAUCGAGAAAGCGGGUCAGAACUGGAUCCGGGUCGAGGGCGAAAAGUUCCGGUUCCCGGGCGGUGGGACCAUGUUCCCACGUGGGGCCGAUGCUUAUAUUGAUGAUAUCGAGAAGCUUAUCCCUUUGAGGGACGGUUCGAUCAGGACCGCCAUCGAUACCGGUUGUGGGGUUGCAAGCUGGGGAGGUUACCUUCUGUCCCGGAACAUCACGGCCAUGUCAUUUGCACCGAGGGACUCACACGAAGCACAGGUGCAAUUUGCGCUCGAACGUGGAAUUCCAGCUAUGAUCGGAGUGCUCGCAUCCAUCAGGCUUCCAUACCCUUCGAGGGCUUUCGACAUGGCGCAUUGCUCUCGGUGCCUCAUUCCGUGGCACCUCUAUGAUGGGCUGUACUUAAUUGAAAUUGAUCGCAUCCUACGGCCCGGUGGGUAUUGGGUUCUGUCUGGGCCACCAAUCAACUGGAAGACUCACUGGAAGGGCUGGAAGAGAACGGAGGAAGACCUGAAGGCCGAGCAGUCUGCAAUCGAGGCAGUAGCAAGAAGUCUCUGUUGGAAGAAAUUGAAAGAGAAGGGCGACAUUGCCAUUUGGCAGAAACCCACUAAUCAUGUACACUGCAAAAUCAACCGAAAGGUCUUCAAGACCCCUCGAUUCUGCCAAACGCAAAAUCCGGACGCCGGAUGGUACACGAAAAUGGAGGCUUGCAUAACUCCCCUCCCUGAGGCGGCCACGAUACAAGAAGUCGCAGGUGGGGCACUGCAGAAAUGGCCGGAAAGACUGACUGCAGUCCCACCGAGGAUUGAAAGUGGAAGCUUGGAGGGAGCUACACCAGAGCUGUUCUUACAUGAUACAGAACUCUGGAAGAAGAGAUUGGGAUACUACAAGGCUGCCAUCAAUCAGUUGGGCCAGCGUGGGAGGUACCGCAACUUGCUGGACAUGAAUGCAGGCUUCGGAGGAUUUGCGGCCGCACUGAUUGAUGAUCCAGUGUGGGUCAUGAACGUGGUCCCCACCGAAUCAAAGAUCAACACUCUAGGGGUCAUCUACGAACGCGGGUUGAUUGGGACAUAUCAGAAUUGGUGCGAAGCCAUGUCGACAUAUCCAAGGACGUAUGAUCUUCUCCACGCGGAUUCCGUGUUUAGCCUCUACCAGAACAGAUGUGAAAUGGAAGAUAUUCUAUUGGAGAUGGAUAGAAUAUUGAGACCUGAAGGGACAGUGAUCUUUAGAGAUGAUGUUGAUGUGCUGGUGAAAAUCAAGAGUUUAACGGAUGGGAUGAAAUGGGACACCCAGAUUGUAGAUCAUGAAGAUGGGCCUCUGGAGAGGGAGAAGCUUCUCCUAGCCGUUAAAUUGUACUGGACCGCACCCGGCAAAGAUCAAGAAGACUCCAACAGCCAACUGGAGUAGAGAGACCUCAAUGUGGUUUUGGUUUCUUGUUUUUUGUUUUGUUUUCUGAAAAUGCUAUUCUUUCAAUUGAUAUUUGUUUAUGGUGUC